AUGCCCAAAGAAUCAGCAAUCACCAAAUCUUUAAGUAUUUUAAAUUCGGAACAACAACAAGCAGUUUUAGCUAAUCCGGAAAAUAAUUUAUUAAUUAUUGCUGGUCCCGGAACUGGUAAAACCACUGUUUUGACCGAACAUGACUUCGUUGAUAAUCAUCAACGUGUUAAUUUAAUGACGCUUCAUGGAGCCAAGGGAUUGGAAUUUAAGCAUGUUUUUCUUUUUCAAGUUACAGAAGAAAUUUUUCCUUCUCGAUUAAACCUUGAUAUAGAAGAAGAACGACGAUUGUUUUUUGUGGGCUUAACUCGUGCACAACAACAUUUAUAUAUUACAGCGGAUUUUUUUCGUCCUUCAAUUUUUGUUCAAGAAAUUAUGCAAUCUCCGUUAGUGACAAAAAAAGAUAUUUAUUAA
Messenger RNA from Acanthaster planci (crown-of-thorns starfish), 411 nucleotides. Its product is annotated as ATP-dependent DNA helicase Rep-like. Lineage: Eukaryota; Metazoa; Echinodermata; Asteroidea; Valvatida; Acanthasteridae. The record is from RefSeq and is a predicted model, not a curated record.